UGGAGAUAAGGCUUAAUCUGCCUUAAAAUUGCCUGUACAACUGUGCCCAACCUUGCAUCACAAAUGUCAUAGAUCAAAGUUUACUUUCAUUUUCUGUGCAACAUGAUGGUUCAUGUAAAGUCUUCUUUGGUAAUUUAUCUUAUAAUGUAGGUAACAUCACAGUAAAUAAAACUGUAAAUAUAGCAUUCUGUUGUUAUAACUGUAAACAAUUUAUACUUUAAAUUAUAAGAGAAAUUUACUUAUAGCUUUUAAUUUACCGAAAGUAAAUUUAUUUUAUCAAGAAUUACCAAAUUUUCUGUUGCUGUUUACAGUCAAUGAGGAACAAUAUUUUCUCCAGAGGAAGAAAGGCUUUGAGUGAUUUUUACUUCAUCAAAGUAUCAUUAAUGCAUAUUUUUGGCUGUAAUAUUUUUCAUGUGUUAACCAUUUAAAAAAUGCAAAAAGGUACUCAACGCUAUACCUUAUCAAGAAUAAAUCACGGCUGAAGAGCGUUGUUGGAUGGGUCUCUGAAUGGGUUAAAUGCAGAGGUCACAUUUCGGGUAUGGGUCACCAUACCUGACAAAUAGGUCCUUUUCACUUUUCACUUGUACCUUAUUGCGUACGUAUACUAAAAGCACUGAACUUGAAAAAACUUUUUUUGUAAAGGGCAGCAUGAAACCUGUCAGGACUAAUGCAUGUGCCCACAAUAUUUAGUAUUCCGAGUAAUUGAUGGUGAUCAAUAUUGCAAAGCUAAACAUAACAUUUUUAAACAAACAUUCUUAUAACUUACCAAUUACAUCAAUAUAAAAGAUCUAAUUUCGACAUUUAUCCAGUGUCAUUGACUUCUGGCUUGUUUAGAUAACAGUGAAAAGUUGUGAGCUAAAAUUAUACUGAACUCUAUGAGCUAUUCUGAGACUGACCCUCAUCCUGGACAGCCAAUCAUGAGCCACAGUAUCUAUAGACUCAGUGGACAACGUGACACACUACUUUCAAACUGAAGAUUGUAGGACUGACAGCUUUUUCGGUCGGCACUCUCCAAGCGACUGCACGCAAGCAACAAAUCCAGAAUGUUGGAUGUUUUAAUAAUUGGAGGAGGUCCUCAUGCUCUUACACUCGCUACUCUACUCUCAGAUCCUGACCAACCUAUCUGCCAAUCCAAUGCUGACAUACUUCAGGGAAUUCAGCUUAGCAAAGCAAAAAGCGCUCGCAAAAACAAAAAAAGACAAACAACCAGGCCUGUGUUAAAAACAGAGAAUGACGGGAAACAUCAGACACACUCUUCACUGAACUUCAAGGUGGUGGAUUCAUAUGGAAGAUGGAUAUCACUGUGGCAAAGCCAGUUUACUGCCCUGAGCAUCCCACAUCUCCGAUCACACAUGCUUGUGCAUACCGACCCAUUUGAUAAGAAGGCCUUGCAAGAGUUUGUGCUGGAGGAGCAUCGGGCGGAGGAGCUGCACAGUCUACCUGAGCAAAUUUACAUUCAGGACGAGAAUGCAUUUUUUAACGACAAUCGGCUGGGUAAGAGGGACAAAAAGCUUCUAAGCGCAACAAAUGGCCUUCAGAAGAAGCUGUACUUCAGUCUGCCAGGAACACAACUCAGUAUAGACUUCUUCCAGGAGCAGGUACGCAAACAUGACCUGGACAGCAACUUAAUCCAAGCCACAGUAGACAGAAUCAUUCCGAUCCUUUCUGAGGAUGAGAGCAAGGUGAAGUUUUUCAACGUGACAUUAAACACAGGAGAAAAUGUAGAGGCAAAAAACAUCGUCAUGGCGACAGGACCUUCCAGGGCACAAAUGGCAAACAUCCCGUCUUGGGUGGAAGCAAUCCAGGAGAGUUACCCGGAGGGAACUCUACAACACACAGUUGAGCUCAUGCAUUACUUCUGUACACGUGAGGAAAUGAAUGAGCCAUCAACUGGUCCUCCUCCUGUGUGUCAUAUCGGUCACAGAGUGAUGGUGGUGGGUGGAGGUCUAACCAGCGCCCACAUUAUCUCAAUUGCUCUUAAGCAGGGUGCCCGUCACGUGACCUGGGUCUUACGAAAACACUUACAGUUGAAGCAGUUUGAUGUUGGGGACGUGGAGAGUCUGAUCGGACGCUAUUCACACAUUGAGCAUGGAAUCAAGAUGGAUGGCCUGGCCUACCUCAGGCAAUUCUAUAAUCAAAGGAGUCUUCACAAGAGGCUGGCAAUGAUAAAACAAGCCCGGAAAGGAGGAGCUGUGACCCCUGAGGCCUACACACAACUUCUGCCUUUCAUUCAGAGCGGUCAACUUCUGGUCAAACAUCACUGUCAGGUGACUGAAGCUAAAUGGUGUUAUCAGACUCAGAGUUGGAGGCUCUCCCUGUCCAAUGGUGAACAGUGGAAUGGGGAAAAGAUUUGGCUGGCAACAGGCUGCAAGCUGAAUGUAAAUCAAGACCCUUUACUGGCAGACGUUAUGAGAAAAUUCCCCAUUCAAGUUUUGGACGGCUGGCCGUGCAUAACAGAAUCACUGCAGUGGACACCAGAAUGCCCUCUCUACCUGAUGGGGCAGUACACAGCACUUCAGAUUGGGCCUCAUGCUGUUAACCUUGCAGGGGGUCAAGCUGCAAGUAUACGCAUAUUUAAAAGCAUCACAUCUCAACAUAGUGGACUGGAUGAAAGUACAUCAGCGAGAAUGGAGAAGACAAGCAGGACCGAAGAGUACAUAUCACACAUGCACGGCCUCAUGUGGUUGUAACCUACAUUAAUCCAAUCCAUUCAAUUUGUAAUCCACGGGUUUGACCUUUCUUUUCAGCUGUACUUACCUGUAGCAAAAACGAAGCUUUUGCAAAAUCUUGCUACACGUGGAUGUAGACGGUUUCAAAGUGACUACAUAAACUAACAUUACUGUGUAUAAAGUGCGGGAUAAAAAUCAUAAAAUUAAAUAAUUUAAGUUAUGUGUUUAUAAAACUAUAAGUAAAAUACAUUACAAAUAAAUUAUUUAAUUAAAUGUAUGCACUAUUUUUAUGCUAUACUCAUCAUGGGUAUCUUUGUUACAUUAACUGUAGAUUUGUUGAGAUGCUUAUAACUGUUAUUUUAACGUGUCUACCAAUAUUAUUUUAACAAAAUUCUGGUGUGUAUGUCUUUGAUUACAUUGCCAAUUUUGAAGGCAGUAUUAAACUUCUUUUUUGUUCCUUCUCUGUAUGUUCCUUAAUAAAUCUACCUUUAAUUGGUUUUCUGAAAACUGA
Triplophysa dalaica is the source of this 3180-nucleotide messenger RNA. RefSeq lists its product as uncharacterized. Gene Ontology annotation, molecular function: oxidoreductase activity. NCBI's taxonomy places the organism in Eukaryota, Metazoa, Chordata, Actinopteri, Cypriniformes, Nemacheilidae. The record is from RefSeq and is a predicted model, not a curated record. The transcript has 10 exons. Bases 1044 to 2690 code for a protein of 548 amino acids.